Geosmithia morbida is the source of this 1536-nucleotide messenger RNA. RefSeq names its product putative NAD/FAD-binding protein. The record is from RefSeq and is a predicted model, not a curated record. Lineage: Eukaryota; Fungi; Ascomycota; Sordariomycetes; Hypocreales; Bionectriaceae. The transcript has 3 exons. The annotation marks the transcript as partial. Gene Ontology annotation, molecular function: oxidoreductase activity.
AUGGACCGCUCGAUUAACAGCAUCACCAGGAAAAGGGUAGCCGUCGUCGGCAGCGGUUGCGCAGGCACUGCCGCCCUCUGGGCAUUGAAUAGGACAUAUCAUGAUGUAUACCUAUACGAGGCGGCCUCCCGUCUCGGAGGGCAGACAAAUACUGUCCAGUGGACGAAGGGCAAGUUUUCCACUGCUGUGGACACUGGCUUCGUCGUUUUCAACACGACAACGUACCCCAAUUUUGUUGAGUUCAUAAAAAGGCUCGGCCUUGACUCUGAGCCAACUGAAGUGUCGUUGGGUGUAUCCAGAGACCACGGGCUUUUUGAGUGGGCGAGCACUAGCCUACGCGCCGCAUUUUCCCAGAGGAGGAACUUGUUGUCACCACGAAUGUGGAGGAUACUCUUUGAUAUCGUGCGCUUCAAUCAGUUCGCUAUCGAUAUACUCAUAGAGGAGGACAUAGAGUCGGCCCGUGGAGGCCCCGACAACGCUCACCGAAGCGAAACGAUUGGGCAAUAUCUAGAAAGGGAAGGAUAUUCCACCUCAUUCGAGAACGAUUACCUCCUCCCUCUGAUAUCCACUAUCUGGAACGCAAGUCCUGAAAAGUCCUUCUUGGACUUUCCUGCGGUCACCCUCGUCCGGUUCCUAUGGAACCACUACCUCGUAUCGACGAGCCUCGGGCGGCUUCAAUGGCUGACUCUAAGAUAUGGAUCAAAGUCGUACGUCGACGCUGUGAUGAAAGGGUUCCCACCUAACCACCUGUUUACAAAUACGUCCGUGAGGAGCCUCUCCAACGAUGCAGACGGUCGUGUUCGGCUGCAUUUCGAGAAUGGAAAAACGGAGGUCUUUGACCACGUUGUACUAGCAACACACGGAGACCAGGCUCUGUCGAUUAUAAACACCUCAGCAACAGAGGAGGAGAGGUCUAUCCUUUCUUGCUUCCGGACGUCGCAAACCGAGGCUGUUCUUCAUUCAGAUACAUCGCAUAUGCCAUCUCGACGGAAGGCUUGGGCAGGCCUCAAUUGCCGAACUGUGUCAGCUCACAUGGGGAAACCAGGUAUUGGGAAGACGUCGCUAACCUGCAAUAUGAACUGGCUUCAAAAUAUACCCCGAGACCCCUUUGGCGACGUACUCGUAACGUUGAAUCCACUCCACCAGCCUCGCAGGGACCUCAUACAAGGCCGAUAUUACUACACCCAGCCAGUAUACACUAUCGAGUCUUUUCGCGCGCAGAAGCUCCUCCGGUAUAUCCAAAACACUCGAGGAAUCAGCUACGCCGGGGCGUGGACUAACUACGGCUCUCACGAGGACGCAUUCAGCAGCGGGUUACGUGUGGCUCAGGAGCACCUGGGAGCUAAGCUGCCAUUCCAGUUCCAGGACUCAACUUAUAGCCGGGGGAAGACUCCAAGACUGGGAAUGCUAGACCAUACCCUGCGUCUCAUCAUUCUCAUCUUGCAAGUAUUCGUGGUCCAGAUCUUAGAGUGGUUAACGGGUAGGGGCAGGCAAACGACCAGGCCAAAUGUCAAUGGCAAGCUUCGAGCAAAGGCA